Pristis pectinata (smalltooth sawfish) is the source of this 1653-nucleotide messenger RNA. RefSeq names its product ring finger protein 41, like (gene rnf41l). The record is from RefSeq and is a predicted model, not a curated record. The transcript has 7 exons. Lineage: Eukaryota; Metazoa; Chordata; Chondrichthyes; Rhinopristiformes; Pristidae. Bases 312 to 1181 code for a protein of 289 amino acids. Gene Ontology annotation, molecular function: zinc ion binding.
GGGCGAUGGUUUACGGCAGCGGCGGGGCGGGGCGGGGCGGGUGGGGUGGGGUGGGGGCGCCCCGGUCGGUCGGUCGGUUAUAAACACGAUAGAGGAACACGGCCCUAACGGGUGGGCGUCGGUUUAAUGCCGGACCGAGCGGAGAAAACCGCUCCUGGUGCCUGCACCCCGCCUCACCCGGAUGCUGCUCGACCCGCUGAGUUGCUCCAGCGUGUGGUUUGCUGCUCCCGAUUCCAGUGUCUGUAGUCUCUUGUGUCUCUCUAGCAACUCCAUUGAUUUCAUUGGUGAGAAAUAAUUGUAAAGGAUCUAGAAUGGGAUAUGAUAUUGAGCGAUUUAUAGGCUAUAUAAAUGAAGGGCUGUUGUGUUGCAUCUGCCGAGAUGUGUUGGAGAAUCCAUUACAGGCUCCGUGUGAGCAUGCAUUCUGCACGUCCUGUAUUCAUGGGUGGCUCGUACAGAACCAUAAUUGCCCUGAAGACCGGCAGACCCUGGAUACAUCCAUGCUUCGGCCACUAUUCAGGUAUAUGCGAAAUGAUUUGAAUCGUCUUCAGAUGUGGUGCAGAAAUAGACAACAUGGCUGUGAAACAAUCUGUUCUUUAGAAGCUAUUGACAGACAUGAAAGAGAGUGUGAAUACAGCCAGGUUCCUUGCUUAAAUCCUGGUUGUACAGUUCAGGUCGAACGACGCAAUCUGGACUCUCACCUGGUGGUGUGUGAAUACCGAAGCCGCGAAUGCCCAAACGGUUGUGGCUAUGCUAUUCUCAGUGCAGAUGAUGCACAGCACAGCUGUAUAGCAGAAUUGAGGACAGAACUGGAAUUGCUCAGGUCUGAGAUGAUUUGUAAAGUCGAAGAAGUAAGGCACGAAAUGGAGUCACGCUUAGAUUCUCAAAGAAGACACAUGGUACAGAAGGAGAGCUUCCUGCAAAAUGAAAUCGAGGAGCUUAAAAGCCAGAUGUCACGUGUGAUGUCAGAUAUGCGGACUCUGGUAGCGGAAGAAAGGAAACAUCGCCAGGAACUGGAACAAGCAGAACUCGAGAAGCGAGAACUAAUGGAGUUGCUGAAAAGCCUGCAUAAAGAUACCAGGCUUUCCAGUGCAGAAGGAAGUAGCAAAAAAACUACUGGUGUCAGACCCCUCAACCGAAUGGAGAGUAUCAAAAGAAAACCUAAAGAGGUCACAGUUAUCUAAGAGAUCACGGAUUACAAGAUUAGUGAAAGCAGUUCCCUCAUCUUUCUGUAAAGUGGGUUAAUUUUUUUCUGUUUCACCCAAUGAGGACAGAACAUAUAAUUGAGUAGCUUCAUAAGUCAUGGCAGAACUUCUAUACUUUGCCCAAGUUGCUUUUGAUAGCAAGUUAUUCUGUAAACAGGAAUUCAAUGAUCUAUGUUUGGCCUUGGUAUGUGGCCAGGGAGUCAUUGUAAUCACUCAAGCACUGCGUUCUGUGCUGACCUUGUGUGUUCGUUUAAGGGGAAUUUGUAAAACUGUUACUUGAAAUGUCAUGUGUUCCUUGAAAGAUAAAACCAGAUAUAUUCUGUGUGAUUACUAGAUUUCAGACAUGAAAGAAGUAGCCUUCUUGUAUUUCUAUUUUGUAGACUGCAGCAGAAUGCAGCUCUUUACAUUAUAAUACAAGAAUUUAAACCACUCUCUGUAAUAUCAACCCAAA